This is a messenger RNA of Lentinula edodes (shiitake mushroom), 1726 nucleotides long. RefSeq names its product branched-chain alpha-ketoacid dehydrogenase. Gene Ontology annotation, molecular function: pyruvate dehydrogenase (acetyl-transferring) kinase activity. The transcript is spliced from 11 exons. Lineage: Eukaryota; Fungi; Basidiomycota; Agaricomycetes; Agaricales; Omphalotaceae. Bases 428 to 1726 code for a protein of 432 amino acids. The record is from RefSeq and is a predicted model, not a curated record. Gene Ontology annotation, cellular component: mitochondrion. Gene Ontology annotation, biological process: regulation of glucose metabolic process; protein phosphorylation.
CGCAAAAACGGUUGCCGUGACAAUCAGUGAAGCCCAAUGGGAAGAUGUGCUCUGGGACCGGGAGGAGGACGAAAAAGCUCAAAAGGAAGUGGCACAAGCGAAGGAAAGAGAAAGCAAUGGCGAGAACGACGACAUUUUUGUCUACGGGCUUGAAGAUAUACCUAUUAAACGCAGAGGAGAUUGGACUGGUGUAGACAGAGAUCGACGUUCUGCGUUCUUAAUUAUUGGAGCUCUGAAAUCAGAAGGAAUUCUUUGAGAUAUACAGUAGAGCUCAGUAGAGCCAUGCGAGCCCAUGCGCUGUGACCUGUCAGCCGCAGCGCAUGCGCAUGUUAUUUCAAUUUGGCCCCUCGCUCGAGUCAUUUAGCGCGCAACAGAACUUGGACAUGAAUGAUAUCUUUUCCUCCACCUUGGUCUAUUCCUGUUUCCAAUGUCUCGCUUAUCCACUCGCUGCAGCGUAAAUCUAAAUAGGACGCAAUAUAUCUUCCGGAAAUGCUCACGAAGAAAUGAAUCAACCGCUUUACACUUCUAUCAGAACAAGCAGCUCGAACUUUACGCUUCGAAAGAACCGAAGCCAAUGACUCUUCGGCAACUUGUGUUUUUUGGUCGUUCAAUGGAUGAGGAUCGGUUGGUCAAAAGUGCGAACUACGUCCGUACCGAGCUCCCUGUGCGGAUAGCCCAUCGACUACGAGACCUUCAGAAACUCCCAUAUAUUGUAGUGACUCAAGAAGGCAUCGCAAAAGUCUACGAGGUAGUUUUCACUGCCUCUACUAGGUUCAGGAAGUACCCACCAAUAACAAACAUCAAGGAAAACGAAGCCUUUUGUGAAUUUCUAGCCGGACUUCUGGAUGAGCACGCUAUCGUCAUCCCAAGUUUAUCCUUAGGGAUGUCAUUGUCUUCUCCAUACUUAGCUCCCGAUGAUCUUGAUUCGUUCAUGCGUCGCAUGCUCGUCUCUCGGAUAUCUCGUCGUGUCCUUGCUCAGCAUCAUAUUGCUCUAUCAGAAAAUUACGCAGGCAAAAAGAAACCUUGGGAAUCUGCUGAACCGAACGUAGGCAUAAUCACUACGGGGUUGAAUGUUAAGGCUAGUAUCGAGAAGUGUGCAAAUCUCCUUAGACACCAGUCGUUGGAGGCUGAGGAUGCGGGAGGGAAUGCCGAGAUCCCGGCGGAGGUUGUCAUUGAAGGGGAUGUUGAUAUGAGGUUUUCUUACAUACGGGAACAUUUGGAGUACAUCGUCUUCGAGCUGCUAAAAAAUUCAAUACGAGCCACAAGGCUAAACCAAGCAGGCUCUGUAACUCUACCUCCAAUAACAGCCACUAUAGCAGCGGGAGACAAUGCUGUUGGCAUACGAAUUUCAGAUCAAGGCGGAGGUCUAAUCACCGUACAAAAUCCAGUCCAAAACCCAUCUGAUCUGUUCUCCUUCUCCCACAUACGAAACAGUGCACGGAUGGAACAUUCACGUUUGAUAUCACUUCGUACUGCGAGCUCUUAUCGUCGGGGUAUCUGGGCUACAGUGAACGAACAAGUCGAGAACUGGAACCGCUCACCCGACCCAGAAAAGGAUGCUGGAGUUGGCAGGCAUGCGAGAAUGGGUAUCGGAUUGCCUAUGAGUAAUAUCUUUGCGACAUAUUUCGGUGGGUCGUUGGAUUUGAAGAGCUUAGAUGGCUAUGGGACUGAUGCCUACGUCCGCCUGCCAAAACUGGGAACUAAUCUCGAGGCGGUGAAUUUUUAG